GGAUACUUAAGUUAGAACCUUCGCUUCAAGAAAGUCCAAACCAUCGCUUAGUAUUGCUGCAAAAUUAAUGCAACUUUAGCGUAGCCUAUAGUAGUUGUUUGGUUUUUUGUUUGAAUAUUGUAAGAAGCUGCGAGUUGCUGCCGGAAAUACUCGGCCGUGCCGCAUAUAAUUUCGACGCGUGCGGACGUGUGAGCUCUGCAACACCGUAGCUUCUCAUUCUUACUCUCCCGACAAUACUGGAAACCAAACGUAACAGUAUUUCGAACCCGAUUUUCACCCCAUAUACCGCUGUCUGCGCCUACUGCCGAGCAUGCGAUCCUACACCGUCGCGGAAGAGGCUGCAGCGCGAGGAAGGAGGAAGGAACAGGAACGCCUGGACAAUUCCUGGACUGCGCGCUGGGCCCACAACACCAAACGCUUCCUAAACAUGACAGCCCAACUCGCGAAUGAGAUCCGUGAUGAGCGGAAGAUAAGGAUGGUAAACAAAAGAGUUGCACAGGAAGCGGAGAAAUUGCGAAAAUACAAACCCAUGAAGUUGCGCGCUCGCAAACGUUGCGCUCAGGAGAAAUGCGCCCUACUCAAUCUGCCAACUGAGAUACGGAUCAUGAUCUGGGAGUAUGUCAUGGCUGGGAAGUUCAUCGUACUCUAUCGAAAGUGGGGCGAUGUUACAUCCAUCUUCGUGGACAGGCAUGAUGCAAUGGGUGUUAACAACCCCACUGCCUCUAUCAUGUUGAGCCUAGCGAUGCCUAAAUCGAAAUCAGGUGUCGUUUCCUUACUCCAAACGUGCCAGACCACAUAUCUGGAAACGAUUAUGAUGCUUUAUCAAGACAAUACCUUUAUCUGUCUCGAUAAUACCGUCCUUGUUGAACUGUGUAGGGAACGAACUCUGUUCAACAUGUCUGCCAUCCGCUCUUUGCACUAUUCCGUCGGUAUCCAAAAGUUUUUGUCGAUGCAGACGUCGUUGUCAGAGCGCGAGAUGAUCCCGUCUCCUACUCACGCCGAGAAAUCAGGGAGUGUCAGCAAGGUCUUUCAUGGAAGUUUUCCGAAACUCCAAAAUCUCUCAAUAUCUUUCUACGGUCCCCUCCGCAACGGCGAGGACUACACCAAAAUGCUGGCGCACUUGAAGAGCAUCUAUCGGCAGCGGAUCUCGAUAACGAUGAACGCGUUGGACAUGCCCGAAGGCUAUUUAUACAGCGACCGACUGGUUUACAACAUGCACCGUACGACUAUCGUUCGGAUACUGGAAGGCUCCAGACGUCCUGCGUAUAGUGUCGUGUAUCCGCCUCAGGCCGAAUUUAAUGACCCCUCAGUCGAGAACUUUACUUGGAGGGCUAAGACGCUAUGGCUACGGCCUCAUGACGAGGCAGAGGCUGCAAAGAGACUGGUGUACGUAGUACUCAGACCCGAGGAUGAAUCAAGGAGGAGCGUAGGGGAUCCUGAACCGCCAAUACUCUGGGAAGUUAUUCCCGCCAACUUCCACUUCCUGUUUUGGGCUCGCAUACACGUUGAAGGAGAAUUCGACUGCCGAGUGGAGUCGGAUACAUCGGCACUCUCCAUCACCCGACGAUCUGUACCCAGCAAGGCGACGUCAAUGCAGAUAUGACGAAGGCUCCUGCCUGGUCAGGAAGCCCAAUGAUGCGCAUCACGCGUGUUUCGUUUCGAGAUGGCUGAGGCUUCAAGGCUGAGGCAGCCGACGUUCCCGAUGCUUUCCAGGUAACCGGUCCUUUUGCGCGUGAAGUUAUGUGGGAACUUGCCGGCAAGGCCGAACGCCCUUUGGGAAGCUUUGCAUGCAUGCCUCGGACAGGGAGUGUGGCAUAACACGCCGAAGAGCAUGAUGAUACGCUUUUGUUGCAGCCGCCUGUGCUACAAAGCCACAGGUGGUGCGAGAAGCCUCUCUAGAAGUCAAUUUCGCAGUGGGGCCGUUGUCUACAUGGCGAAGUAGAGGCGGCCAAAGCGGUGAUAGGGUCUUCGUUAGAUGGGAUUGCAAUUUACCCCACGGCGAUUGCGGCGCAUGAUGAGAGGAACAGGCUAGCGGGCUGCUAUCUUGGGCAAGGUGAAGCAUGGGGC
Molecule: messenger RNA, 2067 nt
Organism: Alternaria rosae
Lineage: Eukaryota; Fungi; Ascomycota; Dothideomycetes; Pleosporales; Pleosporaceae
Exons: 3
Coding region: 311-1603 (430 amino acids)
Source: RefSeq, a predicted model, not a curated record